Molecule: messenger RNA, 1425 nt
Organism: Pediculus humanus corporis (human body louse)
Lineage: Eukaryota; Metazoa; Arthropoda; Insecta; Psocodea; Pediculidae
Product: import inner membrane translocase subunit TIM44, putative
Exons: 5
Coding region: 1-1425 (474 amino acids)
Biological process (GO): protein import into mitochondrial matrix
Cellular component (GO): mitochondrial inner membrane
Molecular function (GO): protein-folding chaperone binding
Source: RefSeq, a predicted model, not a curated record
AUGAAGCAAUGUUGUGCAAUAAUAAAAAAAUUGCAAAGACACAUUCAAAUAACAAAAUGGAGAUCAAGAUUCCAAGAAAGUGGAUCUUCAUUAUUAACUCCCAAGCAACCCACCAGAGGACUUUCAGUCAUCCAACAAAACCACCAUCAAGGUCCAUACAUUUAUUUAGAUAGGACAGUUUGUACCAAACAAAUAUACAAUUUUAGGAAUAUUCAACAUGUUCGAAAAUAUUCAAAAAAUGCUAGGUCAGGAAGGCAACCAAACUUUUUUAGUCAGUUUUUUGAAAAUGUCAAACAAGAAAUGGCAAAAAAUAAAGAAAUGAAAGAAAAUUUAAGAAAAUUUAGAGAAGAAGCAGAAAAAUUGGAACAGUCUGAAGCGUUGAAAAAAGCCAGGGCUAAAUACAUGACUGUGGAAGGUGAAGCAUCGUUACUCAAAGCAAAAUUAGAAAAAGUCAAAGACACAGUUUCUGGAGUUAUCGAAGAAGCGAGUAAAAGCGAAAUAGCCAAAAAAGCAGGCAAAUUAUCAGAAGAAAUUGGUAAAUCUGCACGUGACGCCGCAGAAUCUUUAACGGCCAAAGGUCAAAAGAUAGGAGAUACGGAUGCAUUUAAAACAAUAACCGAAGCUACGGCCGUCGUAAGAGAUGAACUCGAACAAAGCGGUUCACAAGCUAGAGUUUACGUGUCUCCCAUUAAAUUAAGGAAAAGGUUAGAAACACCCGAUGGGGAAACGAGAGUUUAUGCUGCGGAUGCUACAACCAUGGACAUCGAAUUGCACAAAGAUUCUAAAUUUUACGAAAGUUGGCAAAACUUUAAAAAUAAUAAUCCUUACGUUAAUAAAAUAUUGGAUUGGAAAUUGAAAUACGAAGAAUCCGAGAAUCCCAUGAUACGUUUAAGUCGACUAUUCACGGACAAAGUAACUUACAUAAUGGGUGGAAUUUUUCAAAACACGGAACUAUCGGAAACUCUAACGGAAAUCGUAAAAGUCGAUCCGGGAUUCACGAAAGCUAAAUUUUUACACCAGUGCGAAACGGAUAUAAUACCAAACAUAUUGGAAGCCAUGGUUCGAGGAGAUUUGGACAUAUUGCGGGACUGGUGUCACGACGGUCCCUACAAUCUCCUUUCUCAACCCAUAAAACAAAUCAAAGCCAUGGGUGGAAAAUUGGAUUCGAAAAUUUUAGACAUUGAAGGUUUGGAUUUAACCGUUGGUAAAAUAAUGGAUCAGGGUCCGGUUUUAAUAAUAACUUUCACGUGUCAGCAAAUUCAAUGCGUUCGAGAUAAGAAUAAUAAAGUCAUAGACGGGGAUCCCCAAAAAGUAAUGAGAGUCAAUUACGUUUGGGCACUCUCGCGAGACAAAUCAGUUUUAGAUCCGAAAGCUGCUUGGAGACUCUUGGACAUAUCAUACGAAUGCAUGCAACAGCUCGUUUGA